GUGGACUCUUCAUAAACGGUGUGUCCUCCAUGCAAUUCUCCACGAUGCUUUAUCGUGUCUGUCUAACAGACAUGGAUUAAAGAGUACAAGUUGAGCGUGGCACACAGAUGGCAACCCGUGUACUUUGUCGGAAGGUCCGCUCCGUCCCCAGCUGGAAAAAAGGCUUCACCCAAGCUCAGGUUAUUCAUACCAAACCAAAGGAAGAGAUAGGUGAUCAAGAGGAAAACAAAGUGCCCAAACAUCAGGACACUUUUUUCCGAGACGGAUACAGACUGCAUUACAAUCCUUCAUCAUAUCAUCAGUUUACUAGCAAUUCCUCCAAUGCUGGCUCUCAGAUUGAUAAUUAUGAAGAGGAUCAGUUUUUCAGUGCUCAAGCACCUUCCUUUUGGCAACGUAAAAACCACUACAGUGUGAGUUGCUCACGGCACCUCUCAAGCUCCAAAAACACAAUACUUGAUUUAACUUUUAACAAAGCCUCUGAAACCAAGGAGAAGUCUGGAAUCUACAACAGGAAGCCGGUGCAGCCAGAUGUUAAAGUGGACACACGAGCUUUCCUUAAAUGCAGUCCUGAGUACACUUCCCUGUCCCUCGACCUCACUCAGCGACCUCACCCAGUAGAAUGGGUUGACGUGCUGCCAGUACUUCAAAAAGUGUCUGUUUUAAAGGGCAGGAUGAAGCCGUCUGAUGUUUCCCAUUUUCUUGUACAGCUCAGCAAUUUGCACCCAGACAAGAUGCCUUUGUUGAAAAGUGACCAGAGGUUUGUCAUGCUUCUCCGAUAUUCUGUGGAGCAUAUCCGCUCCUUCUCUGAGCUACAGCUGUUGGAGAUAUUGCAGUCAUUUGUGUGGUUGGAGAUACCCUCAUCCCACACCAUGUUAGAGGUGUAUGAAGCUGAAUUUUGCCGCCGGACCAACCAGCUGACUUUACAUCAAUUAUUGUUUGCCGCUGACUUGUGGCGCUGCAUUGGGAGGCAAGUGCCACUGUUCUUGAAGCGCCUCUAUGUCUCCAUUCACCUUUAUAUUGGGCAAGUAGGAGUCCCUGAGCUGGUGCAACUGCUUUAUAUAAUUGGAGAAGGUAGGCACUGUCCAAAAGAUUUGGUCCGUCCAAUAGAGCAACUUGUCUUGUGUCAUUUAGCAAACCUGCAUCCUGAAGAGAUUGGCACUGUAUGUCUUGGACUCUUUAAAUCUCAAACCUCUCUUCCAGAGAGUACAGUUACUAGUAUUGUUGAUAGGGCACUCUCUUUUGUAACAGAGAUGAGUGAUUUUGCAAUGGUUAAUGUGCUGAAAUAUCUGCGAUUCAGUUAUCUCUAUCACAGGGCCUGGCUAGAAGCUAUGGCACAGGAAGUUCCUCGACGAGCCCACAGGAUGGGAGUCCAGGGCCUGAUGCAUGUGACUUUGACCUGUUCAGCUCUUCAUUACCGUGAUAUCAGCAUCCUGACUUCUGUUGCUGAAAGAGUUCCUUCUCUAGUGCCAUAUUGCAGGAGUAAAGACUCAAGUAAACUCCUGUGGGCCUUUGGCACCUUAGGAUUUCUUCCAGCUGAGAGUCCAGGUUUUUAUCCGAGCUUGACAGAUGGGUUGAGGCAGAGGAAAACAGAAUUCCAUCGAUACCCUGAACACCUGCUGACUGGCCUUCUAGGUCUGGCUUUUGUCUCUCAGUUCCCAGAGGACCUUGUUUCAUUAGCUUUGAGCCCCGAGUUUAUCCACUUAGCACUGAAAAACUCCCAACUAGAGCUCAAAAAAGACUUGUUCACCUUGGAUGCAGCUGUGGCUCUGGAGAUUCCUCAGUGGAAUGGCCCACGGUUGAGUGCUGAACUCAGGGAAGAGGUGGUGGAAAUGCUUUGGAAAUUUGCACAGUCAGAUGUUUGCCUAAAACCAGAAGUUUUGGAAGCAGAAUUGUCUCUUCAGGAUCUUCUUGGAGGAGAAAAAUUUGUAUGCAAGAGAAUGAUCCUGCCCCACACUCGCUCCAUAGACCUUGAAGUACAUCUGGACUCUAAUGGACAGCCAAUACCAGUGGAUUUACUUUGUCCAAAAAUGAGUCUCACAGUGAUUCCUUCUCCACAAAGCUGGGAGAAAAGUAACUCUGGAGUACAUAUCACUGACAAACUUUUAGCGCAGUUGAUAAGAGGCAAAAACUCCACGGAUUCCUUAGCUGCGUCUGUUAAAGUUGCAUCCAAACCAUGCCAAAGGUUACCACCUGAUGAGGGUGGAAGACUGUUUGACUCUGUUCUAGAUCUGACCAGUGACAUGAUAGAAACACUCACCAAACCCAGCCGUAAAAGAUCCAAUCAGCAGGAUUCAGCUGGUCAAGGGUUCAAAGGCUCUAUCAAACUCGCUGUACAAAUCUCUAGCAGGAACCACUAUUGUAUACAGUCGCAGCAGCUGCUUGGUCUUCAUGCCAUGAAGAGACGACACCUGAAGAUGGCAGGGUACCGGGUGGUGGAGCUGAGUCAUUGGGAGUGGUCUUCAGUGAUGAGGAAAAGCAGGGCAGAGAAGCUGGCGUAUCUUCACUGCAAAAUCUAUGACAGUCUGUAACGAUUCUAAGACCUCGAGAAGAAUCAAUUGAACAGUAUUGCAAAAAUGUUCAAGGCCUCUCUGCAUCCUGUAGUGUUGAGUAUGUGUAAAGCACUGAAAACAUUUAUUUGGCAAAUAUUUUACUUCCUGUUUGGAAAUAUAUGGAUUUCCAAACAGGAUGCUGCACUCAUAGAAUGCAAUGAAAUACAAUAACACAA
Cyprinodon variegatus (sheepshead minnow) is the source of this 2725-nucleotide messenger RNA. RefSeq names its product FAST kinase domains 5 (gene fastkd5). The transcript is spliced from 2 exons. Lineage: Eukaryota; Metazoa; Chordata; Actinopteri; Cyprinodontiformes; Cyprinodontidae. Gene Ontology annotation, cellular component: mitochondrial matrix; ribonucleoprotein granule. The record is from RefSeq and is a predicted model, not a curated record. Gene Ontology annotation, molecular function: RNA binding. Bases 108 to 2528 code for a protein of 806 amino acids. Gene Ontology annotation, biological process: mitochondrial RNA processing; regulation of mitochondrial mRNA stability.